Messenger RNA from Prunus armeniaca (apricot), 1296 nucleotides. The record is from the annotation of a GenBank genome assembly. Lineage: Eukaryota; Viridiplantae; Streptophyta; Magnoliopsida; Rosales; Rosaceae.
AUGGGAAUGGUUUAUGCAGAUAUGGGCUCCCUUUCACUUAGUUCCAACUAUGGCGUUGUUUCAUCUGUUUCUUCUCAGGAGAGUAGCUAUAUCUCAAAGCUUUCUGAAGUGGAAAAUGGGAGGGGGUUUUGGGGUUUUCCUCCUAUGGGGAACUGCAACAACAGAAGCUCUGAGGACUACCACCACAACACUGACAUUGGUGAUGGUAAGGGCUCAGAUAGCAGCAGUGAUCACGAGAGUGGGGAAAAUAAUCAGACUUGUAUGAAUGAUCAGAAAGCCAAACUAAUAAACCAUGAGAAGUACCCUAAUGAGAAUGUGGUGAUUGGUGGGAAGGAAACAGAAAGUGGGCAGUCAAAACAUUGUGCCAGAGGGCAUUGGAGGCCUGCAGAAGAUUCCAAGCUCAAGGAACUUGUCGCUCUUUAUGGCCCUCAGAAUUGGAACCUCAUAGCAGAGAAGUUGGAAGGAAGAUCAGGUAAGAGCUGUAGACUAAGAUGGUUUAACCAGUUGGACCCAAGGAUCAACAGAAGAGCUUUUACUGAAGAAGAAGAAGAUAGACUAAUGCAAGCUCAUAGAGUAUAUGGAAACAAAUGGGCCAUGAUAGCUAGGCUCUUUCCUGGAAGAACUGAUAAUGCUGUCAAGAACCAUUGGCAUGUUAUAAUGGCCAGGAAGUACAGAGAACAAUCCAGUGCUUACAGGAGGAGGAAGCUCAGUCAAACUGUUUACAGAAGAAUGGAGGAAGAUCCAAGCUUCAAUGUCUCAAGGAGUACAGAGCCUCCAUCUUACUGUACUCUCAAUCUCCCCCCAAAUGGAGGUCUCAGCAAUAGCACUUUAUCUCCUUUCCCAUAUGGAACAAGCUACAAUGGUGUUGUUGGUUGUGGGGUUGACUAUUAUGGCUCAAAUGGCUCACCCAACAUGACCAGUGCGGAAGAAGAAGAAACAAUCCCAAGCAAAAAAGUCCUUCCUUUCGAAUUCUUCCCUGGUACCAAGAGCAAUGAGGGGGUGAUGGGGAUGGUGAGCCAGAGCAGAUCUUGGGAUAGUUCAAGUGAUAUUGAAGGUCAUUUAUGUAACUUGCAUCCUCACCAUCAACCAUACAUGAUGGCAAUGCAACAGGCAAACUACCACAACCUUCUUCACAGUUACUCAGAUUCAUCAAUACCAGCAUCACCACGUCAAGUUUCAGCCGGCAAACCCUCACCAUCAGCUGCUGCUGCUGCAGAUGAGGACAGAGUUGGUGGCAGCCACCAUGAGACCCUUCCACCACCAUUCAUUGAUUUUCUUGGGGUAGGAGCCACAUGA